UAUAUAUAUAUAUAUCUCAAUAUACAUAUAUAUAUAUAGUAAUACUACUAGUUUGUAUCCAUGUCUCCUUCAAUGAGUUUGGCAGUGAAUGAAAACACCAAAGAAGAUGAGCAACUAUACCAGAAAGGAGUGAAACAUCUAUGUGAGAGGGGGAUUAAAAAAGUUCCAACAAAAUACAUAUUGCCGGUUUCGGAACAACCCUAUUCAAGAAAGGAUGAUCACAAUGCUGCAAACCCUAAUCUCAAGCUACCUGUCAUCGAUUUCGCUCAGUUGCAAGGUUCCAACAGGUCCCAAGUUCUUGACUCCAUUGCAAAAGCUUGCCAAGACUAUGGUUUUUUUCAGUUGAUAAACCAUGGCAUGGCAACAGAUGUUAUAAGCAGCAUGAUAGAUGUAGGUAAGAAAUUUUUUGAGCUCCCCUUUGAUGAGAGAGAAAAGUACAUGUCAUCGGAUAUGCGGUCACCGGUCCGGUAUGGAACAAGCUUCAAUCAAAACAAAGAUGGUGUGUUUUGUUGGAGAGACUUCUUGAAGCUCAGCUGCCAGCCCUUAUCAGAUGUUCUUCCCUAUUGGCCUUCUUCUCCUGUGGACUUAAGGGAGGCCGCGACAAACUACUCGAAGCAAACUAAAUUCUUGUACCUAAUGCUAAUGGAGGCGAUCCUGGAGAGCCUGGGAUUGGUGGAGACCAUUGGAGAGAGCGAGAAUUUGAGAGAAUUUGAAGAUGGUAGCCAACUCAUGGUGGUGAAUUGCUACCCUUCAUGUCCAGAACCAGACCUAACACUUGGCAUGCCACCUCACUCAGACUAUGGCUUGCUCACACUUCUUCUUCAAGAUGAAGUCAAGGGCCUUCAGAUACAGCAUCAAGGGAGAUGGGUAACAGUCGAGCCGAUUCCAAACUCAUUUGUUGUCAAUGUUGGUGACCAUCUUGAGAUAUUUAGCAAUGGCAGAUACAAGAGUGUGCUACAUAGGGUUCUAGUGAAUUCUUCAAAGUCGCGAAUCUCAGUUGCUUCAUUGCACAGUCUGCCCUUUGACAGCAUGAUUCGUCCAUCGCCAAAGCUCAUUAACGAAGACAAUCCGAGGCGUUACAUGGACACAGACUUCGCCACUUUUCUUGAAUAUGUUUCAUCUUGUGAACCCAAGAGCAAGAAUUUCUUGGAGUCUAGGAAAUUGAUCACUUGAAGGAGAAACAUAGAUUAUAUUAGAAUCAUGUAAAAAUCUAUUUGUUUUGACUAUUGUAGAAGCUUAUAGAAGUAAAUAUGAUCAAAUGGGAGGUCAUAUUUUUCUUCAAAUUUAACCUAUAUUAGCAGCUUAUAAAAUAAAAAUGAUCAAAUGGGAGGUCAUGUAUUUCUUAAAACUGAACUUAUACUUUGAGAAGAAUAGUAUAUAAUAAGAGCAUCUUUUUUUUUUGCUUUUCAAGCUACAUUCUUGUUACUUUGUUUUUCUUUGUGAAGGGUAGUGAAUGCUAAAUCUCUUGAUUCUCAAUGUAUAAGGCAUUCUCAUAAGGGUAAAACUAUACAAAAAAAAAAAAAAAAACAAAAACAAAAACAAAAACAAAACAACCCUAGACAAAAGUGAGCAUAUGGACCAAUGUGGUGCAUUUACCCUUGAGUCACUUUCAGAGAAAACGCAGCUAGUAUAUGUCCUAUAAUGUGAAAAAAAAAAAAAAAAAAAUCUCUAAUUGGAAUAUAUCUGUCUUAUAAUUAUUCACACGAAAGUCAGCUAUUUGUGUCCCUACAAGAUUCGAGUGAAUGACCAAGCAAUUUCAUACGGAGUAAUAAAAAAAAAAUGGUCAUAUAUUAAUUUUUUCCAUGCAUGAUUUAGAUUUUUCU
This is a messenger RNA of Cornus florida, 1823 nucleotides long. Its product is annotated as probable 2-oxoglutarate-dependent dioxygenase SLC1. The record is from RefSeq and is a predicted model, not a curated record. NCBI's taxonomy places the organism in Eukaryota, Viridiplantae, Streptophyta, Magnoliopsida, Cornales, Cornaceae. Bases 61 to 1173 code for a protein of 370 amino acids. The transcript is spliced from 4 exons.